AUUUAAAACAUAGGUAAAAUAGACCCAAACAAAGCUAAUAUUGUGCCUCAAUUCCACAACUUUUGGCGGGAAAGACAGAGGUGCAGACGGGAUGAGCUCGCCGGCGGCGGUGGACACGGAAGCGGAGGGUCCGGACUUGGUGUGCGAACUGGACAGCGUCCAAGGCAUCGUCGACGCUCUCACCUCCGUGCGAUGGAAACGCCACCAAGACGCCGUGGUAGAGUUAUCGGAACACGGCAUAGUGAUAAUCGUUGAGGAAACCGCUUGUCUUCAGGCCAAGGUUUAUUUACAACGAGAGUUAUUCGUCAAAUACGAAUAUGGGGCGCACGGGCGGCCGCGGUUUGGGGUGAGCUUAGGACUGUUUGUUGAUUGUCUGAAUACGUUUUCGGUUCCUGGGCGCUCCAACAUUCUCGAGCUCCGGUAUCCAGGGCCUGAUAUGCAACUUCUGCUCAGAUCUGUUGAUUGUCCGGACUCCUGCAUUUACGCAGAUAUUAGGACAAGGAUUCCCGAGACCAUCUCAUGGGACUACAACUUUGAACCUGCUGGAAGCACCCCUAUCAGUUUUACGGUUAAAUCUGCAGCUCUGAAGGAAGCUAUUGAUGAUCUUGAAUGGCCUGGUUCGAGCAUUCAGAUAAAGUUACAGCCGGCACCCCCAUCAGUCAUCUUCAGAGGUGAAGGCCAUGGGGACUUGCAGAUUGAUUUCAAUUGCUAUGCAAAUACGGAUCUCCUGAUUGCGUUCUGUUGUGAUCAGCCAAUUUCUCACAGGUACAAGUACAAAUUCCUUCGAGCAACAACUUCAAACAUCCCAAGCAGUGUCAUAAGAGACAAUCGAGGGAGCAAGUUGACAAUUGGCAGGGGUGGCAUGCUGAAAGUUCAGCAUCUUGUUUCGGUUGCCAAACCGUCUACUCCACAUCCUCACAUCGAUUCAGCCGGCUAUCAGCAACCCAGCCGGAUUGCUUACAUAGAGUUCUUUGUGAAGCCAGAGGUAGAAGAAGAUAUUGUAAAUGAUUAUUAGGAGUUGGGAUCACCUGUUACAUCUUGCAUGUCCAUUGGGUGUUAUUCAUCCAACACAAAGUAAUCUUAUAUGGAUGUACUGCUGUUUGCUACCCGAAAACUUGUAUGGUCCCGACUCUUGAGUACUAAAUAUUACCUACCAUACCUACCCCAUCCCCUUCUGACCUCAAACUUUAAAAGAUAGGGAAGGGGAAACAAGAAGAGACGGAGAUUCUGCUCAAUUAGGUGCCUCUGUAAAAAGAUUUCAGGGAUACAAUUGAAUCGGGGGUUUUGAAC
Molecule: messenger RNA, 1290 nt
Organism: Sesamum indicum (sesame)
Lineage: Eukaryota; Viridiplantae; Streptophyta; Magnoliopsida; Lamiales; Pedaliaceae
Product: PCNA domain-containing protein
Biological process (GO): DNA damage checkpoint signaling; DNA repair
Cellular component (GO): checkpoint clamp complex
Source: RefSeq, a predicted model, not a curated record